AUGGAUGAAACCCUAGCAGAAUUAAAUGGGUCAGCUGUGAUUGAUUAUCAUGGAAAAGUGGUUGAGAUAAUAUGUAGAAGAAACAAAGGAUAUCAUGCAUUUUCAGUAUUAAGAGGCACAACCUCUCUUGAUUAUUCCUUCACAUUACUUCUAUUAGAAAUUUCUUUAGUUCUUAUUUUCAGUCAUAUUAUGCGUUUCCUAUUGAAGCCUCUCAAACAACCUAAAGUUAUCUCUGAUGUUCUUGCAGGCAUAAUCUUAGGACCAUCCGUACUUGGACACAACGAAACAUUUGCAAAGAACGUAAUCCCAGAGAACACAAGAUUUGUUACACAAAAUAUGGGCAUAAUUGGCUUUUGUUUCUUCCUUUUUGUCAUGGGCGUCAAAAUGGACUUAGGCGUAGUCCAAAAAGCAGGAAAAAAACAUUGGAUCAUAGCCAUAACCGGUAUAAUAAUCCCCAUCCUUGUAGUAGGCCUAGUAUCAUAUCUCCUAAGGCCAUAUAUGGACACCGAACUCCGAAAAGUCUCCUCCAUCGGAGGCGUGAUUACUGCAGUCGCGAUCACAACAUUUCCGGUCAUUUACUCGAUGCUUAAAGACAUGCACCUUGUUGGGUCCGAAAUUGGACGUUUUGCCCUUACGACAGUCAUUAUUAGUGACAUAAUCGGUAUUAGCGUUAUUAUUGUAUUUGAAGCGAUCAAACAAUCUGAUAGUAAGCCAAUUAAUGCGUUAUAUUACGUAAUUACCAUAAUUUUAGUAUGUGGUUUGGUAAUUGGGGGUGUACCUCAGAUUAUGUUAUGGAUUAAUAAACAAACUCCCGAAGGUAAACCUGUUGAUCAAAGAUAUAUAACUUUUACGUUACUUGGAGUUUUUGUUAUUGGUUUUAUUACUGAUUUUAUUGGUGCGGCUAUCGGUAAUGGGCCUCUUUGGCUUGGGCUUGCUAUACCCGAUGGGCCUCCUAUUGGUGCAACUAUUGUUCAAAAGAGUGAGACUUUUAUGAAUGAUAUACUUUUGCCGUUUUCUUAUGCUACUAUUGGGCUUAGCACGGAUGUAUAUGCUAUGAGUGCUUGUUGGUCUUGUGUGCUUCCCAUAUUUGCUGUGGCUGUUAUGGGUUUUGUGGCUAAGCUUGUUUCGGUUGUUAUGGCGGCCCGGUUUACUGAUAUGCCUUAUAGAGAUUCUAUUGUCUUGGGCCUCAUGCUCAGCCUCAGGGGUCAAACUGAAUUUCUUUUAUACAUGCAUUGGUUUGAUUUAAAGUUCAUAAAGACAUCAUCGUUCACAAUAAUGGUGAUUGUAACUAUCAUAAUGACGGCCAUAGCAAGCCCUAUAAUAAACCUAUUGUAUGAUCCAACAAAACCAUACAUGGUAAAUAAGAAAAGAACUAUACAACACACAGCCCAAGACUCAGAACUCCGAAUUCUCGCAUGUAUUUACGAUCAAGAAAGUGUGGCAAGUUUAUUUAACCUCUUAGAUUUCAUGAACCCGACUACAAACAACCCAUUUAAGGUAUUGGCUCUUUAUCUAGUCGAACUUGUGGGUCGGGCUGCCCCAGUCUUCAUAGACCACACAAAACAAAUCGACGAGUAUUGGGACAACAACGACGAGGCCAUUCACAAUGCCAUUAAUCUCUACGUAGAGGAUCGUACAGACAGUAUUGAUAUGAACUUUUUUACAAGCGUUACACCUCAAAGGACCAUGUACCAAGAUAUAUGUGAAAUUGCCUUGUUGAACAAGGUAGGGUUUAUUAUUUUACCCUUCCAUAAAAAAUGUAUUGAAGAUGGGAAUGAUUUUUCUACAGCCCUACUACGGCCCGGGGUACAAACCGCUAAUGCUAACACGGUUACACAUGCACCAUGCUCGGUAGGUUUGUUAGCAUGCAAAAAUGCCGCUUCAUGGGGGACCCUCCCUAAUCGAAUGAGCCAACGAGGACACCGCCAGUUUGCGAUGUUGUUCCUCGGUGGACCAGAUGCCCGAGAGGGUCUCUCGUUAGCAGAUCGAAUGGUGGGCCACCCUGACGUGUCAUUAGUAGUUGUUCGAUUUCUGGCAAGUGAGUAUAGGGGUGACAAUGAGUCAGAGCGAAAAUUAGAUGAUGGGGUUGUUACAUGGUUUUGGGUGAAAAAUGAAAGAAAUGACAAAGUGGUGUACAAGGAAAUAAGUGUUAGUAAUGGGUUUGAAACGGUUUCGGCUAUACAAUCGUUAAAUGAGAGUGUUGCAAUUGAUUUAUGGAUUGUAGGGAGGAAAAGUGGAAUUAAUCCAAGAUUAUUGUAUGGUUUAUCAGAAUGGAGUGAUAAUCCUGAAUUGGGAUUAAUAGGAGAUUUUUUGGUAUCAGUAGAUUUUAAUACCUCAGGAUCUGUAUUAGUUGUUCAACAACAAGUUUUAAGAGAUCAACGGGCUAGUCCUUGGGCUUGUUACUAG
Messenger RNA from Amaranthus tricolor (Joseph's coat), 2406 nucleotides. RefSeq names its product cation/H(+) antiporter 24-like. The coding region runs from base 1 to 2406 and encodes 801 amino acids. The transcript is spliced from 3 exons. Gene Ontology annotation, molecular function: antiporter activity. NCBI's taxonomy places the organism in Eukaryota, Viridiplantae, Streptophyta, Magnoliopsida, Caryophyllales, Amaranthaceae. The record is from RefSeq and is a predicted model, not a curated record. Gene Ontology annotation, cellular component: membrane; endomembrane system. Gene Ontology annotation, biological process: proton transmembrane transport; regulation of pH.